GCGGCCUCCAUCAGUGUUUACGGAAGCUAACGUCUCACUCUCAGGUCUGAACUCUGAAGUCACCAUCAUCAGUCAGAGUACAUUACAGAUGAUUAAAAUGGACUAUCCCUACGAGGCUAGUGAUGAAGCAAGUGAAUCCGAACUGCUGGAUAAGAGUCUAUCCAUGUGGAAAGGAUGGAGUACACUGGAGGGUGAUCCAAGCUUCAGACCUACCCCUCUGGACCUCCAUACAGCUUCAUCCAUUGGGCUUUACGACUGUGUGAAUGCUUACAUUGCGGGUGGAGAAGUGGACAUGAACCAGAGGAAUCGUGGCUCAUGGACGCCCCUCAUGUACGCCAGCUACAUCGGUCAUGACAAUAUUGUCAACUUGUUGCUGGACGCUGGAGCUAAAGUGGAGUUGCGCAAUAACAAGGGUGCCACUGCCCUCAUGCUGACAUGCAGUUGUGGAAACGAAAGUGUGGCAUAUUUCCUGGUUCAGCAAGGUGCUGAGUUAGAGAACAGAGACAGCAAAGGAUGGACAGCCCUGUUCUAUGCAACGUAUGCAGGUCAUCAGAAAGUGGUCCAGUUCUUGCUGGAUAAUGGAGCCAAUAUCAACACAAGAGAGCCGAGACUUGGAUUAACCCCAUUCAUGAUGGCUGCUGCCGAAGGACAUGAAAUCAUCGUCAAUUCACUACUGGAACGUGGAGUCGAUUUCAACCUGACAAACCAGAACGGGGAAACGGCCCGCUCGCUGGCCCUGAUGAAUGGACAUAUGAAGAUCAUUGGUCUUAUUGACAGCUGUGGUAUGUCCCCUAGCAGUCUCCGUAGUGAAGCAGGACUUCAUCUGUCCAUCGACUUAUCCUCUUCUGAUGAGAGCUACCAGCGACCCAACCGACCUCACACAAGGUCAGGAAGGUCAAAGGUUAAAGGGCCAAGCAUCCGAGAUGGUCCAGAGACGUUGGCCAAGCUGUUGAGUGAGCGCAAGGGAGCGAGACAGGGAACCGUUGAACCCAAUACUGCAAGUCCAUGGCUCGGCUCCUUCCCGCCCGUCGAGCCAGCCAACGAGGAUGACGACCCAGCGUUCUGCCAGACCGGUUAUCUCACCAUCAAGAGCAGCAACUCAAGCAACAGCAGCAGCGGCGGCGGGGGCUUUGCUGCAGCGCUCGCUCUCAGUCGCGGUGGUAGCCACUCCAGCAUCGAUGAUCCGUCAUCCGAAGCGUCCAGCUUCAGUCUUCCGCAGACUCCGAACUCAAAUUCCUCAGAGAACGCUGUCUUUGCCGGCGCCCUCAACGACCAGCUUUCGCAGAUGAUAUCGGCAGACCUGAGUCGGAGAGGGUAUGGCGUGGACUCCCAGUUUCUACCACAGUCCGGUGGGCUGGCUGCGCAAAAUCACGGAAUACCGACGUUAAGUGGUUCCCUCAACCUAUCCUUGUCAAAUUCUGGUCAGGCGCAUCCAGCUGCAGCCAUUGACCAGUAUUCAAACAACGUUGGGUACCAUUCCAGUGUACCGCCAUUAUCUGGUGACCUAACCCAGGAUGCACCCCAUGACACACCCGGUGAUACAAAGCAACACUCGUACCCUCACAUUGACCUGGAGCAUCUGCUCGAGAGCCUUGGGCUCAGAACUAAGUAUUUUCACAUUUUUGAGGAGCAGGAUGUGGAUUUGAGAGUAUUCCUGACGCUGACAGACAGUGAUUUGAAGGAGGUGGGGAUAAAAUUGAUGGGACCACGACGGAAAAUGACAAACGCUAUCGCCAGAUGGCACAGUCAGGCAAGACCGUUUUCUGAUAAUCUAGAGCAAGUCUACGCUGAUAGAGUGGAGACAGCAAUGCAAGAAAUGGCCAUUCAGUUGCAGGAGGCAAUUGUUAAGAAGGGAGAGGCAGAGGCCCAGGUCAUGCAGGAGAAGGAGCUAAGGAGUGUGGUUGAAGGAUGCCUCGUGGAGGACCGGAAGACGUACCAACAACUCCUUAGUCUGGUGUCUGAUGCCAGGAAACUCUGCCAUAAUAUGAGGCAGCUGUAUGAUAGCGUCAGGUCCUGCCAAAGUGAGUUAAUCCGAAGGCUCCAGUCCAGUCCACUCUUCAUGCCCAAAGACGUCAGAUUCGACAAUCUCUCCCAGCAGUUCUCCUCCCAACUCCAAUUGGACCUUUCCCAGGGUAGACCCGUCGACAACGCUUCCCUGCCUCCCCAACCCGACGAGAACCCUCUAGUCAGUGCCAUCACCUCCAGCCUGAUUACCGGUGACACGCUGAAGGGCACCAGCCAACAAACCAACCAAUCAGCAGGCUUCACGAGCAGUGGUGGGAUCUCAUUGGGCGGUUCAGGGUCUCAUCUGCAUUUACAGGGUGGAGAGGGCGAGGAAUUCGUUAAGAUGACAAUGAAAGACCUACUGGGCAUGCUCAGUCAGUGCUCGCAUCAGCUCGGGCGGGCUGUUGCCAUGGCAACAAACAAUAUGGACCAAUUGAUCGACGGCCAGACGGUUACUUUCUCACCUAACUCGAGUGGGAAUUCAUUGCCUUAAUCAUUACCAACUCUCAUCUUUCAUCUAGAAACUGCAAGGUUUCAAACGGCCGUCUCACUACUCUUUUACUUCACAUUCAUAAUGCCCUUCAAAUAGCCUAAUAAGUUUUGGAAAAUCUGUUUAAAAAAAUCUAGCGUAAAUUAGUAUUUUUGUCACGUCAUCAGGUUCCAUUUUGUGAAGGGUCGGAAUGACAUUGACACUCAACGUUCUUCUUACGCGCAUAUGCUUAUAAUUAUUGUACAUUGAGAAAAUUAGCGCUAGCAUAAGCUUGCAUGACUCCCGUAUGUUUAAACAUUUCUAACCAUGUUUAUAUCGCAUGUUUAAACACGGCCACGUGAUCUCCUCUCGACAAAUCAGAAUGGGUACACCAUCCCAUGUACUUAUAAAUACAUUAUUGUUAUUGUGAGGCUGAAAGUUCUUUGGGGUCAAAAGAAAAUUUGUAAAGUAAAAUGAAUUGUGUAAUUUUUGUGCAUAGGUAACAUUUGUAUUUUUUAUACAUGCAGCUUCAAUUUUUGUACCAAAAUGUAUUCAUAUUUUUUUUUACAGCUAGACAAAUUGGCUUAUAUAUUUAUAGUGUUGUCGUAUUUGAAAAUUACUGAAAUACUGCUACAAACAGUUGUACACCCACCCUCUACUAUGGCACGUUUGUCAAUGCACAAAGUUAUUCAUAAAAAAAGCAGUACAGAAUGUUUAAAGGCAGUGGACACUAUUGGUAAUUACUCAAAAUAAUUGUU
This is a messenger RNA of Asterias rubens (European starfish), 3231 nucleotides long. RefSeq names its product ankyrin repeat and SAM domain-containing protein 3-like. NCBI's taxonomy places the organism in Eukaryota, Metazoa, Echinodermata, Asteroidea, Forcipulatida, Asteriidae. The record is from RefSeq and is a predicted model, not a curated record. The transcript has 11 exons. Gene Ontology annotation, cellular component: cilium. Gene Ontology annotation, molecular function: protein binding. The coding region runs from base 89 to 2497 and encodes 802 amino acids.